Molecule: messenger RNA, 99 nt
Organism: Protopterus annectens (West African lungfish)
Lineage: Eukaryota; Metazoa; Chordata; Ceratodontiformes; Protopteridae
Product: cilia- and flagella-associated protein 251-like
Exons: 2
Source: RefSeq, a predicted model, not a curated record
GAGGAGGAGGAAGAGGGAGAGGGAAGAGAGAGGAGAGAGGAAGAGGAGAGGGAAGAGAGAGGAAGAGAAAGAGAGGGAGAGGAAGAGAGGGAGGAGGAA